CCUCUGAUCAUUCCAGUUGCAGAAUCUGCAUUGGGGCCAUGGGGGUUGGUCCACGUAUUGUACGGACUGAUGCCUGGUUUUCAAACAGAGAACCCAGAACCAUUUGCAGCAAAAAAAAAUUUUCAUCUUCUCUCAGAAACAAGAAAGCUCACUUUCACGUGACCGAAUUAACCAUUUUCACCCUUAGGCGAUUCUUGAAAUCUUGCUUUGCCGCUGCCAAGGCGUCCCGCUCUUCCUUGAAGGAAUAGAGUAAGGGGACGACCCAUAAACUCUUUCAAAGUCACAUAUCUUCUUUCUUUCUCGGGUAGCAAGGAGUCGUCCACACGCGCUUGCAGGACAAAAAAAUUUUCAUCCUUUCCCUUAUCGUCCGUUCUUGUCUCAGUCAAGUUUUUCUCAAGAAAAGCUAGUUCAUUUUUUCAUCCAUCUACUUUGUCCUGGUCAAAUUUUCCUGAAGUAAAUCUUGUACAUUAGCACAAAGAUCUUCACGGCCAGAUGGCACCCCCGCAAUAGGUGAAUCCAAGACUGAAUCAGGCAUUGCCACAAGCCUUUCCUCAAAGAAGGAUUUCAUUGUCGUGCGAUGCUGGAAAGCAGAGUCAGCUUUGCGUUUCCACAGACUAUUUCCAGGCUCUGAGUUAAAAAGGUUAAGCAGAGGCUCCGCCACCUCUCGGACAUUUGGUCUAUUAUUUCCAUUUCUUCCCAAAACAGAGUCGCCAUGUUCUUGAUACCGUUCAAGGAUCUCGCAGCGUGUAAGACCACUGCUUGGUUGACCAUAUAUUGCAGUAUCAACAUGUCCCGAAGUCUGCCAAGGGUAGUUGUAUGCAGCACGUCCAACCACUACACCAUGAGCUCCUUCUCUUAGUGCUGCAUUGACCUCAACAACUGCAUUGAUUAUUUAUUUCUCCAUUAGCUAAAUUUGAUCUUUUGUAGUGUAGAUAAUGUCUGGUGGUUCUUCAUCACGUCAAGGGGGUUUGAAAGCCCUAUUGAAAAAGAAUUUGGAUGACAAUAUUAAGAAAGAGGGACAAGAGUUUAUAAAUCACUUGAAAAAAAAUAGAAAUGAUGUUCAUAUUUGGAAGGAGGAUGACUUAGAAGAAGAAGAAGUAGAAGCAGAAGCAGCAGCAGUGGCAGCAGAAAUGCAACCAGUUACACAGUAUCUGGGAUUAAUAGUAACACCUGUUGCAAUGGGAAAUUCUCGUGGUUGGAAGUUAUCAGAACUAGGUGCUAAUAUUAUAAGAGGUAUUACCACCUCACUGGUUAAUGACAUGAGUCAUCAAGUUAUCCGGCCAAAUGUUAGCAUCAAUCAAAUUUAUGCUAACGAUAAGGAGGUUGAGAUUAGGGCUGAAGCAAUGAGAUGUGAAAACAAAAGCAGCUAUACGAAGGUAUUAAUGAAUAUGAUCUGCAUCAUUCAUUGCUUAUGUGGUUCUAAGCGGAAGAGCAUCCCUUUGGCUCUGCAACACAUGAUGUUUUAUUUUACGGAAUACAAGCUGUUCUGGAAUCAUAGACGGUUUUUAAUAAACCAUCCCUGUCUGUGGAACUUCUUUAAGGUUCAACAAGUGAUAAUGAACUUGCGGACGGCUAUGAAAGUAAAGCCAACAGACACUCUGAUAUUAAUAGGACUGACUCCAAAUAUUGAAUGGAAGGAUGAUAUUAUAAGAAUGUUUGAGAACGAGAGUGGUCAACCUUCGUACCAGCAAGGUGCAUUCCUUGGAGCUGCUGAAGCAGUUUUUUAUUACCGGACUUACAGUGAUACUAGUGCUGGUUUUAUAAUGUUUCUUAGAGCCCUCUACGUUCAUGUUUACGAGCGAUGGUCUGAACUAUAUAAACAGAGGCCGAUGGGGUCAUUUGUGGUUGAGAUAGGAAACUUUUUUUAUAUAUUAUAUCCCACAUUUCUAUGUCAGCUUGUUUCAAAGCUCUUCUACUACAAUGCCUUUAAGAGUUAUUUUUAGUUGUAUUUUCAAGUUGUUAUUAGUAUGUAGUAGUUAUUAGGAUUUGUUUACUUUCAAAUAUGUUGCUACUCUAUUUAGUGUGAAAUACUAUUAUCAUGUUAAAUAUUCAACUUUUAUUUCUUCAUUUC
Molecule: messenger RNA, 2071 nt
Organism: Theobroma cacao (cacao)
Lineage: Eukaryota; Viridiplantae; Streptophyta; Magnoliopsida; Malvales; Malvaceae
Source: RefSeq, a predicted model, not a curated record